Molecule: messenger RNA, 1913 nt
Organism: Cynara cardunculus var. scolymus (artichoke)
Lineage: Eukaryota; Viridiplantae; Streptophyta; Magnoliopsida; Asterales; Asteraceae
Product: T-complex protein 1 subunit gamma-like
Exons: 14
Coding region: 230-1771 (513 amino acids)
Biological process (GO): protein folding
Cellular component (GO): chaperonin-containing T-complex
Molecular function (GO): ATP hydrolysis activity; ATP-dependent protein folding chaperone; ATP binding
Source: RefSeq, a predicted model, not a curated record
CGCCAUCUCCAUCCCUAGGGUUUUACAUUCGCAUCUCUAGCUAUGCAAGCGCCUGUUCUUGUUCUCAACUUCGGUGAUGACCGUGGAAGAACGGAUGGUAGAAGGUUUUUGCUACCAACCUUAGGAGGAUUCACUGACUCGUGAAUCUGGAAGUAAGGUACAUCAUGCAAAUAUCCAAGCUUCAAAGGCCGUGGCUGAUAUUAUUCGCACUUCCUUGGGCCCUCGAUCCAUGUUAAAGAUGCUUCUUGAUGCUGCAGGAGGCAUCGUGGUUACUAAUGAUGGGAAUGCUAUUUUGCGUGAGUUGGAUAUUGCUCAUCCAGCUGCAAAGUCCAUGAUUGAAUUAAGCCGCACACAAGAUGAAGAAGUUGGUGAUGGAACUACAUCGGUCAUUGUUCUUGCUGGUGAGAUGCUUCAUGUUGCGGAAGCUUUCAUUGACAAGAAGUAUCAUGCUACAGUAAUUUGCCGAGCUUACAACAAGGCCCUUGAAGAUGCUCUUGCUGUGUUGGACAAGAUCGCCAUGUCUAUUGAUGUGAAUGAUCGUUUGAUGAUGUUGGGUUUAGUGAAAAGUUGUAUUGGCACAAAAUUUACCAGUCAAUUUGGGGAUUUAAUUGCAGAUCUAGCACUUGAUGCGACAACAAUAGUUGGUGUUGAUCUAGGCCAGGGACUACGAGAAGUAGAUAUUAAGAAAUACAUCAAGGUUGAAAAAAUCCCCGGGGGGCAGUUGGAAGAUUCCAAGGUCCUCAAAGGUGUUAUGUUUAACAAAGAUGUCGUUGUUCCUGGAAAAAUGAGAAGAAAAAUCGUAAACCCACGUAUCAUCUUGCUCGAUUGCCCUCUUGAGUACAAAAAGGGAGAGAAUCAAACAAAUGCAGAGUUGGUUAAAGAAGAGGAUUGGGGAGUUCUAUUGAAAAUGGAAGAAGAAUAUAUUGAGAAUCUUUGCGCACAAGUACUCAGAUUUAAGCCCGAUUUAGUGAUCACGGAAAAAGGACUUAGUGACUUAGCUUGCCAUUACUUGAGUAAGGCGGGCGUCAGUGCCAUCAGGAGAUUAAGAAAGACGGAUAACAAUAGGAUUGCGAAGGCAUGCGGAGCUGUCAUUGUGAACAGGCCAGACGAACUUCAAGAAUCAGACGUGGGAACCAGGGCUGGACUUUUUGAAGUGAAAAAAAUCGGUGACGAGUUCUUUGCCUACAUUGUGGAUUGUCAAGAUCCGAAGGCAUGCACUGUUCUUCUCCGAGGUGCCAGCAAGGAUCUUUUAAAUGAAGUGGAGCGAAACUUGCAGGAUGCAAUGUCGGUGGCUAGGAACAUCUUGAAGCAUCCAAAACUCGUUCCUGGUGGUGGUGCCACCGAGUUGACUGUUUCUGCUACACUGAAACAGAAGAGUUCAUCAAUUGAAGGCAUCGAAAAGUGGCCUUAUGAAGCUGCAGCUGUGGCAUUUGAGGCUAUACCACGAACCUUGGCACAAAAUUGCGGCGUUAAUGUCAUUAGAACAAUGACUGCUCUUCAGGGAAAGCAUGCGAACGGUGAGAAUGCAUGGACUGGAAUUGAUGGAAAUUCGGGUGUAAUUGCAGACAUGAAAGAAUUAAAGAUUUGGGAUGCAUACAAUGUGAAGGCCCAGACCUUCAAGACAGCGAUCGAAGCUGCUUGUAUGCUUUUAAGAAUCGAUGAUAUUGUGAGCGGAAUUAAAAAGAAGCAAGCUCCUGGAUCUACACAGCCAUCAAAGCCAACUAUCGAGCAAGAAGGCGAUGCAGACACCGAGCAGAUGAUUCCCGAGUAACGAUAUUAACGAUAAAUCGGGUUUCGAUAGAGUUUUGGUUGCAUGUUUACCUUUUUUUUUUUUGAAUUUGUUGAGUAGUGUUAUGAAAUGGACUUGUAGACUGUUAUCCUAUUUUGGUGGUUUUAUGUUGUGGUUUUGGCCU